CGUGGGUCCGCAAGGGGUUCUUCCCUUCUUUAAGAAAACUCUUGUUGUUUAACGAGCGUCGCGUCCGACGGCGACCACCGACGAUCGAUUACGCAAGAUGACCAUUCUAUCGAAGAAGAAGUCGAACGCCCCGAAAGACAGACGGGAAGGAGGCAGCACGUCUGACGUCGACGUGCACGGGGUGCAGAACGAGCAUAAUCCCGGAUCCAUCGCGCUGCCCAAUAGCCCGUAUCAGGUACGCGCGGCGAAUGGUUUCGCCGUUGAUCUACAUGGGGUACAAGCUGACCACGGGUCUGGUUCUAUUGUCCUUACAGGGAACUCUUACGAGUCAAGCGUAGAUCGUAGAGAAGAUAGACAUUUUGAAGAAGGAAGUGGUCCCAGUCAUGGCAAGCGCCACAGACAACGUGCAAGUCCACACAGUAGUUGCAUUGGAAGAAAUUCACGUACGAAACGUGAGAGAGAACGAGACAGGGGUCGAGAAAGGGACAGGGAACGGGAACGAGAACGCGAAAGACAAGCCACACCACCCACUGCGUCAUGCAGUGGUAUACAAGCAACAGAUGCCGGAGUCAUAGCCAACAAUCGUAUGGCUAUCGCCGCCGCGAACUUAGAACACGAAUUAGCAAAUGGUUACAAUAGUGGCGACGAAUACACUGGCAGGACUGGCAAUAAUCUUACGCUGGCGGAAUGGCAAGAGAGGGAUAGGUGGUUUGAGAAACGAAUGCGAAAGAUGGGAUUCGUUGUUAAGAAAAUGGGCGAGGAUGGUGCGUGUUUGUUUCGAGCCGUCGCCGAUCAAGUUUACGGCGACCAGGAAAUGCACAGCGUUGUGCGAAAGCAUUGCAUGGACUAUAUUGCUUCCAAUCAAGAGUUUUUUUCUCACUUCGUAGCAGAAGAUUUUAGUACGUACGUAGAUAGGAAACGACAGGAGUAUGUACACGGAAAUCAUAUAGAGAUGCAAGCCAUGUCCGAGAUGUAUAAUCGUAGCAUUCAGUUAUAUUGUUACAGCACUGAACCAAUCAACAUCUUCCACACGAUGGUCGAAAGUGAUAACGAACCUAUUCGAUUGUCUUAUCAACGCGGUAGUCAUUACAAUAGCAUAGUGGAUCCGUAUAAAGCCACGAUCGGUGUCGGUCUUGGCCUACCGUCAUUCAAUCCUGGCGCUGCGGAUCGACAGUUAGUAUCGGACGCGGUUCGCCAAAGCGAGGAAUUGCAAAUUGAGCAGUUUUCCUCUUCCGAACAGACGAUGCUCGAGGACAAGAUCAAAGCGACCGAUUGGGAGGCGACGAACGAGGCCAUAGAAGAACAAGUUGCCAGGGAAAGUUACUUGCAAUGGUUGAGGGAUAACGAGAUGCGGAAAGCUCGAUCAGCUAGUAGUAGCAGUACAAGUACGAUAACGAGCGCUCAGCACAGUCACGCGCAUUUUCAUCCUCACGGUGGUCGUGGUCAACAGCGUAGCCAUACCUCUUCACCAACCACGACCCAAACUAGCCAAGAUAAUUUGCGUAACUCGCCGAAGGUAAGCGAUUCGGUGAGGUACAAUAAAAGAUCCCCGCAGCAUCAGCCUCAGACUCAAGCUUCUGCCAUAUCUCAUCUCACUGCGGAUUAUGAGACGAAACUCCCUCAAGAACCGAUGCCUGGCAGCAGUAAAGAGGCUCAUGCAUCGCCUGACAUUUCGUUGUUCAACCGUCUUCCUCCUGAAGUAUUUGGCUUAACUGAUUGGGAGGACAGCGACAUAUUAACGCAAGUCCUCGCCACAUCGCAGCAGGAAUACCUGGACAGCUUGAAACAAUCACGGAGUUCCGGCACUGUCGGUAACGACGCUAACAAUAUGCUAGAUUCCAGUAACAGUUAAUUAUUAAAAAUCCAUUUAUCGAGGACGAGGAAGUUCGAACGAUGAGAAUACCGAAGCAAACAAAAAAAAGUAUAUGCAUUUGUAUGCAGCGUUUUUCAUAGGAUGUGAUAUAUCCGAAAAAUGAAAUAAGAUAGUUCUAAAUCAAAAGAAACGAAUGGAAAAAGUGAAGCAAUUCUUAGUGUUAUCACAUGGUCGAGUCGAAGACCGCCGAUGAUUGUUUGAUGCAUACCUAAUAAAUUUCGAUUAUCGGCUGAUGUUUAAGUUUCGUUGAAUCUCAGAAUUGAGUUCGAGAAUACGUCGAGUUUCCAGAUAUUAAGAUUUUGAAUCUUAUUUAAAUAAGUGUAGAUUAUUGAUUGAUCACGAGUGAAAACAAUAUUUUUGUUUGCAAUUAACUAAUUUAUUAAUGGUGCAUCUAAUAUACUUCGAAAUUGCGAGAAUUUAGAACAACAACGAUCACGUAACGGCAUGAAGAAUUGUUUUAUUUUCGAUAUUAUGGGUUUAGAAGGAAAGACACAGUGCAUCUUAUGGGAUACUCUGUACAUACCGCGAUGUCAUAUAAUUCUGUAUCGCAAUUAGGGUGUAAGGUGGUUUUGCUUUUCUCCGUUGGAGGUAAAUGUUCAGUGAGCAUGAUAUCAUCUCGCUUUUCGGGAGAUUAAAUUAAUUAAUGGCCCACACGAUUUUGCCGUGAGACGAGUGGGAAGCAGUUUCGCGCGCACUUUUUGUUUCAAAUAUUAGGCUAAGCCAUAUUAUUUUUCUCGUCUGUAACGUUUCGCCUUGGCCUACGGCCAACGUUGUUUUUCUUUUUUUUACUUGAUCGAUUGCAGUUGUGAAGCGAACUGGGAAUAGGUUCUCUUCUACUUCGCCGUUAAAUUAAAUCUAUUUGAAAAAUUUUCGACGCGAUUUAAUAUUAACCGAGUGCAAUGCAAUCCGAUCAAAAAUGUUGUAGCUACAUUUUGUUUGAUAUAUGACACGACUUUUAAAACGCUUUAGAAAGGAAAAGAAAUCUUUAUUCCGUUAUUUGUAAAAAAGACGAAUAAAACUACUAUGACAUGUAA
This is a messenger RNA of Ceratina calcarata, 2907 nucleotides long. It is a transcript of the gene Duba, whose product is annotated as Deubiquitinating enzyme A. The transcript is spliced from 12 exons. NCBI's taxonomy places the organism in Eukaryota, Metazoa, Arthropoda, Insecta, Hymenoptera, Apidae. Gene Ontology annotation, biological process: protein deubiquitination. The record is from RefSeq and is a predicted model, not a curated record. Gene Ontology annotation, molecular function: K63-linked deubiquitinase activity; cysteine-type deubiquitinase activity. Bases 98 to 1852 code for a protein of 584 amino acids.